Molecule: messenger RNA, 792 nt
Organism: Rotaria sp. Silwood1
Lineage: Eukaryota; Metazoa; Rotifera; Eurotatoria; Philodinida; Philodinidae
Source: the annotation of a GenBank genome assembly
AUGACAUUCAAUGUUCAAUUCUAUAAAACUAGUAAAACACCUACAAAAAUUGCUAAAUUUCUCCUUAAUCACCAACCUGACGUAGUUUGUCUUCAAGAAAAUAUUCAAUAUCAUAAUUGGACAAAAGCAAAAUUCGCACCACUAAAUUUAAGUUCAUAUUAUAUUCUUGGAGCUGAAUGUGAGGCUGACAAACACCAUCAUUCUCAUUUGUCAAAUAUGGUCUAUGUUCAUCGAAAACACUUGAAACAUGUUCAAACAUUGUAUUCUGUUAAUCUUAUAAUACUCAACGAAACGCAGCGAUGUGCCGGUAGUAUUCAAUUGUACGAUACUAAAAUUUCCAAUGUACAUCUAUGUGGUGGACGAUACGAUGAUCAAAUCUAUGACCGCUUGCAAGAACACAAACAUUUACAGUUAGAACGCCUUAUAAAGACACAUAAUCCAGAUAUAAUCAUGGGUGAUUUUAAUAGUGAGGAUUCGGAUGAAGCAGCCAUGAAACAAUUAGAUCAAUAUCCUUUCUAUAAAACAUUGAACAAAACCAAUAAGGAAUUGUUUGUUCAUUAUUAUAUGAGUGGUGCACGCUAUUUGCGUGAUCAGACAACAUAUGUUCCUGCCUAUAAUGAAUCAUCUAUUGGUGUGACGAGCGCAUUUGGAGGCACACCUGAUUGGAUUUAUGUAAAAGAUCGAACACGUCUAACAGGCAAAAUAUACAAGUAUGAUGCAACAACUACAAAUUUAUCUGAUCAUAAUGCAGUAAUCGUAGAAUAUUUGUUUUCAUACUUGUCAACAACCUAA